This is a messenger RNA of Oncorhynchus nerka (sockeye salmon), 3747 nucleotides long. Its product is annotated as zinc finger protein with KRAB and SCAN domains 1-like. The record is from RefSeq and is a predicted model, not a curated record. Gene Ontology annotation, biological process: regulation of transcription by RNA polymerase II. The coding region runs from base 418 to 2013 and encodes 531 amino acids. Lineage: Eukaryota; Metazoa; Chordata; Actinopteri; Salmoniformes; Salmonidae. The transcript is spliced from 3 exons. Gene Ontology annotation, molecular function: RNA polymerase II cis-regulatory region sequence-specific DNA binding; DNA-binding transcription factor activity.
AAAACUCACAGGAAGAUGAAGUAAACGGAAGCAGAGAGGAUGAGUCGAAGCGAAAGGAUUUACGCCGCCCAAAAUCGGUCUUCGUGAGAUAAGGUUUAGUAGUGUCGAAAUACGUUGAAACUUAUUCAAUCGAAUAUACGUUUCGUAAUGUUUAGGCUAUUUGAAAUGUACGGAUAUAAGUGGACGCAUGUGGAAUUCAGGCAACUGAUGAAUACGACUUAGUUGUGUAUAAUCUUUACGGAAAUUAAGUGUCCAAGAACAAUUUCCACGUUCGCGUUUUUAUUGUUAUUUAGGCGUGUAUUAACACCCAACUAAAAUAUUACUAAUUUGACUGCAUAGCAUCACAUACUUAAUUCGCAUUGGAGACAUAACUUGGUUGAUAGAUGUUAUCUAGGUAACACUGGCUAGCUGCUAACAAUGGCUAACUGUAUGGUUUUUCACACUCAAAUAGCCUCCAUCAUGGAGGUGUUAGCGAAUGCAGCCGUGGCAGAGAUCUGUAAACUCGUAGACGACGACUAUGCAGUGUUUCGUUUGGAAAUAACUCAAAGCCAGAAAGAAAACAGGUCAUUGCGGAGGAAACUACUGGAACUGAAGGUGGCACGGGAGCGCGCAGAGAGGACAAUGCGAGAGCGCGUCCUCGCCAGUCGGCCAAGUAUCAAGAUCCUUGACAGAUACAGAGGAAUAGCAAGAGGUGAAGGACAUCUCACUGGAGGCCACAGGAACUUUGUGAAGCCAUCGGGACCCAAUACAUUGAGAGAUGACCAACCAAUCACUGUUGAUGAGGGGAAUGGAGCCUCAACCCAGCACAUUAUCGUGAUCGAGUCUGCAGAGGUUGCAGGUUCUGGGGUCAAGCAGGAGAGGUCUGAAGGAGAGGAGGACACACUGCAAAUCCAGACUGGAUUGGCUGGAGCUCCCCCUGUAGCCACGGAUGAACCCGAGACCACCCCAGCGCAGCCCAAGACACGACGCAGUGUGACGGAGGUCAGUGGAACGCUGAACACCGUCCUCAAGUCAGAGACCGACACAGAGACUUUAACUGUAACACAUAGGCUUUUACACACAGGAUCUGACCAAAUGUCAGACCCAGAGAGACUGGGGCUGGGGAGACUGGGCUGCACUCCUGCUCCCGCCUCAGAGUAUUUACUUUAUGGAAACCCGAGCCCGAGGACGGUUCAUUCCCAUCCGGACUCAGGUGGCGCGUCAGAGACUGGUAAUGAUCCGUCUUGUUCUUACACUUCAGAGAUGGACCCUAGCAACAUUCCGUUGGUUUUAGAGGCACAGACUGAUCUGUCUAGACGGGAUUGGAACCGGUGCAGUAGAAGUGUAUACUCUGAAGGGUGCCUAUAUAAAGCAGGGGAGGGUAUGGCCGUAGAUGAAGUGACUGUGAAAGUGGAGGGCGACAUUCCUCCCACAUGGAAUGCAGAUAGUCUCCUAGGAGAUGGACACUCACAGGGCAGAUAUUUCUUAGAUUACAGGGAAAGCUUGGAGACAAAUCCAAAUGUCGCUACCCACUACCCUUUACACACGCUCAGGGAUCGCGACCCUUUGUCCACGUCGAUGGGGCCUUCUGAUUCACAUGGCAGCGUCCUCUUCGAUCAGGUAUUGAACUCAAACGACAGGACUAGAGCCCAGGAUCAGAGAGGGGAAGCUACAUCAGGCAAUAGCAAAGAUAAACGGUUCCUCUGCAUGUUCUGUAACAAAGGCUUCAGCUGCCCCCAGAAGGUGGAGAUCCACCAGAGGGUACACACGGGGGAGAAACCCUACAGCUGUACCCAGUGUCACAUGCGCUUCACCCAGGCUGGAAACCUGAAGAGGCACCAGAGGGUGCACACUGGGGAGAAACCCUAUGGCUGUACCCAGUGCCACAUGCGCUUCGCCCAGGCCGGUCACUUGAAGAUGCACCUAAAGGUCCACACGGGAGAGCGGCCGUUCACUUGUACACACUGCGGGAAGAGGUUUUCAGAGAGGAGCUACCUCAGGAUACACCAGCAGAAAAAACACUCCACUCUAUAACCAUUCCACUCGAUAGCUUCUGAGGUUUAGAAUAACAGGAGUAACAGAUUCCAGGUGUUAAAUAUUCCUGGGUAGAAUGUUGCAUCCAGACAUUGGCAUAUAUAAGCCUACAAAUCUGUUACAGAUUGUGUUUGUACUGGGCUAUAUGAUGUUCACAAAUGCCCAUUUCAUUACUUCCAUUAGACUACUUAUUUUUUUUCCCAAGACACUUUUAAUGAGAAAAUGAGUGCAGUUUAUCAAGUUCAUGCCUAAUGUUUUGUUGAUUGUACAGUGGGGCAAAAAAGUAUUUUCUGUCUCUCACAGACCUGUAACUUCUUUAAGAGACUCCUCUGUCCUCCACUCGUUACCUGUAUUAAUGGCACCUGUUUGAACUUGUUAUCAGUAUAAAAGACACCUGUCCACAACCUCAAACAGUCACACUCCAAACUCCACUAUGGCCAAGACCAAAGAGCUGUCAAAGGAAACCAGAAACAACAUUGUAGACCUGCACCAGGCUGGGAAGACUGAAUCUGCAAUAGGUAAGUAGCUUGGUUUGAAGAAAUCAACUGUGGGAGCAAUUAUUAGGAAAUGGAAGACAUACAAGACCACUGAUAAUCUCCCUCGAUCUGGGGCUCCACGCAAGAUCUCACCCUGUGGGGUCAAAAUGAUCACAAGAACGGUGAGCAAAAAUCUCAGAACCACACGGGGGGACCUAGUGAAUGACCUGCAGAGAGCUGGGACCAAAGUAACAAAGCCUACCAUCAGUAACACAAUACGCCGCCAGGGACUCAAAUCCUGCAGUGUCAGACUUGUCCCCCUGCUUAAGCCAGUACAUGUCCAGGCCCGUCUGAAGUUAGCUAGAGAGCAUUUGGAUGAUCCAGAAGAAGAUUGGGAGAAUGUCAUAUGGUCAGAUGAAACCAAAAUAUAACUUUUUGGUAAAAACUCAACUCGUCGUGUUUGGAGGACAAAGAAUGCUGAGUUGCAUCCAAAGAACACCAUACCUACUGUGAAGCAUGGGGGUGGAAACAUCAUGCUUUGGGGCUGUUUUUCUGCAAAGGGACCAGGACUACUGAUCUGUGUAAAGGAAAGAAUGAAUGGGGCCAUGUAUCGUGAGAUUGAGUGAAAACCUCCUUCCAUCAGUAAGCGCAUUGAAGAUGAAACGUGGCUGGGUCUUUCAGCAUGACAAUGAUCCCAAACACACCGCCCGGGCAAUGAAGGAGUGGCUUCGUAAGAAGCAUUUCAAGGUCCUGGAGUGGCCUAGCCAGUCUCCAGAUCUCAACCCCAUAGAAAAUCUUUGGAGGGAGUUGAAAGUCUGUGUUGCCCAGCAACAGCCCCAAAACAUCACUGCUCUAGAGGAGAUCUGCAUGGAGGAAUGGGCCAAAAUACCAGCAACAGUGUGUGAAAACCUUGUGAAGACUUACAGAAAACGUUUGACCUCUGUCAUUGCCAACAAAGGGUAUAUAACAAAGUAUUGAGAUACACUUUUGUUAUUGACCAAAUACUUAUUUUCCACCAUAAUCUGCAAAACAAAAUCAUAAAAAAUCCUACAAUGUGAUUUUCUGGAUUUUUCUUUCUCUCAUUUUGUCUGUCAUAGUUGAAGUGUACCUAUGAUGACAAUUACAGGCCUCUCAUCUUUUUAAGUGGGAGAACUUGCACAAUUGGUGGCUGACUGAAUACUUUUUUGCCCCACUGUAUGUGUGGUUUUCCUAUGGGGUAUUUAAGUUGUUUGUUUAAUAAAUACAAAAUUUGACUUCA